AUGAGCCAAACAGACCAGAGGCCCAUGUUGGACGAUCGCAUGUCUGAGCCACCCCGGACCUUACAGUGCACUCCACGACAGGACAGGGAGACACAAAGCCGCAAUUUAAAUGAUCCCCGUUUGACAGCCGAUUGGCUUGAGACAAUUGUCAUGGGACACCGUGUCCCCAGUGCAGUUCCUGCCACGCUGAGGGCCGAGCUCUUGCAGCACCGGGAACCCAUCCGCUCGCUUUCACAGCAGAAUACUACACCUAGGUACCAAUUUCCUCCGUUGUGCGAACGGUCCGCCUCUCGCGAGAAUCCGGCAACUAUCCAUUUGCCGUCGUAUCUGCCACCGCUGGUAGAAGCCCUGAGUCUAUUUCGGUACUAUUGCAAAUACCUAGACUUCCAGUAUCAUCUUAUCAUACCCAGCCAUGUGGAGCAACAGAUUGAGACCAUCUACAAGCUUGUUGCGCGAAAUGAGUCUAUCAAUUUUGCCCAUACGGCGCUGCUGUUUGCUAUCACUGCAGCUGCCCUGUAUUACAAGCUCCUGAUAGAGUCGCCGGAGCACGCAGAACCAUUCAGUCAGGAACACACGUUUUUGGCGGGUGCCGCAUUGAUCCAGAGCAAUUACAUCCCUAAUCCCAGCCUUGAGGGACUGCAAGCGACCAUGGUCAUUGGCCAUCAUCUGUCCAAUAUGAACGUGCCCUCAUCCGUCAGUUCGUUGUUUGUGCAUAGGUCGUUUGUGAGUCAAGCUACUGGUAUGGGCCUUCAUCUUGUGGAUUGUCCCCGUGUUGUGGCCGAACGCUCAGCGAAUGGGUUUGACAAAACAAAGAUUGAGCUCAAACGACGGCUGUGGUGGGACUUGGCAACAUACGACUGGUUGAUAGGCUUUUUGAGCGGACCACAAGAGUGGACGUACUCGAUCUAUCCUCAGCAUAUGAUUGUACACCAACCUCUCAAUGUUGAGGAUGAGGAUAUCGACCAUAGCGAGAAUGGUGUUCCUCUUUCUACUCCAACCGCAAUGACAUACAGUCUAUGUCGAUUAGAGUUGGCUGUUGUGUGUCGCCAAAUAGUGGACGAAAUGGCACACUACCACUUUCAUGAACAAGAGGUACCGUAUGAGAAGAUACUUGAUCUCGAUCAAAAGCUCAACAAGAUAUGCGCUGAGCUCCCCAGUUUCUUUCGCUUUGAUCAAACCUCUCGGCGUGCAUUCUCAGCGCUCUAUCAUGAGCGGCCAGCUCUUGCAUGGCAGCGAGCUCUGGUACAACAGGGUUACCAUUCACGAUUCUGUCGGUUGCAUCGCCACUACCUAGUGCGUGGAGCAAAGGAUCCUAAAUAUUCCUAUUCGCAUGUCGUAGCUCUUCGAUCUGCACGUAAGGUGCUUGAAGUAAAACGCAUUAUGGAUGAGGAAGAGCCUGUGUUCACACCGCAUAGCUCGGUCGUAUGGGCAGUGAUGCACCACGUGUUCAUGGCAGCUGCCAUUCUUCUGAUAGAUGUGUGUUUCAACUGGGAUGAAAUUCUGGCCGAGAAGCGAAAAGAGGAAGUACUUGACGCCUGUCGAAUGCUCAGCCGGGCACAACAAUCCUCGCCCAUCGCACGUGAAGGAAUCAAGGCUAUGAUGGGGAUCUUGCGAAAGCAUUGGAAACAUGAAAAAAGGGUAAGCUCUCGUGAGCUGCAGGAGCUUACUGCGUCUUCAAAUUCAAAUUCUACAACAGUCAAUGCCCCCCAGCCGGAUAUCCCCACGCCAGCCUCGUUGGAUCCCAAAAGCGUCACAUUCCCUGAAGGAAUUUCCAAUAGUCAAUCAACGGUGUACCCUUCAGAGGAUGCAUGGAUUAGUCCAUUGCCUCUUGAAGACUUAUGGACAGAGAUACUAGAGAGCAGCGCUAAUGUUGAGCUGAGCACACCAGACUGGACAGACUUGCUUACCGAGUUGACAAAUGUUACUUUGCCAAGCGAGUAG
This is a messenger RNA of Penicillium digitatum Pd1, 1941 nucleotides long. Lineage: Eukaryota; Fungi; Ascomycota; Eurotiomycetes; Eurotiales; Aspergillaceae. The record is from RefSeq and is a predicted model, not a curated record.